Molecule: messenger RNA, 687 nt
Organism: Oncorhynchus masou masou (cherry salmon)
Lineage: Eukaryota; Metazoa; Chordata; Actinopteri; Salmoniformes; Salmonidae
Product: sterile alpha motif domain-containing protein 15-like
Exons: 4
Coding region: 157-498 (113 amino acids)
Molecular function (GO): protein binding
Source: RefSeq, a predicted model, not a curated record
CGAAAAUAAGUGCUCUGUUACAUCUCUUUCAUUGAUCCCAAGUAGAGUCCAUCAUUCUGAUUUACACCAUUUUUUUCCUUAUCGAACGAAGAGAUAGAUGCAUUAGCACCGUUCCCGACAGGUGGCAGUUUCUAUGGUAACAGACACACAGGCAAGAUGGCGUUCCUUCACUGGAGUUGCCAGGACGUGGCAAAAUGGAUAAGAUCCUUAGGAUAUCCACAUUAUACAGCCUGUUUCACUGAGAACCUCAUCACAGGUAAAAAGCUGAUUUAUGUAAAUUGCUGCUAUCUACCAAGAUUAGGAAUCACAGACUUUGAGGAUAUGAAGGCCAUCUCUGCCCAUGUGCGUGAGCUGCUGGGGACAUCAGAGCCGCUGUGGAGCCGCAGCAUCGCAGACCCCCCCAGAGACAGCAUGGGCCUGUUCCUGGAGAAGAAGAGCAGAACAGGGGACUGGGCCGAUUCCUUCACCUACACACAGUUCCUCGACAGGAAACAAUGAAUGGAAUCUGUCCAUCUGAUAAAAGAAACAUGAAUGAAUGAGCUGUCUGUCAGUGUGUUGUUUGUAAGAUGAUAUUAGUUGUGAAUGAUGAGACAAUAAUGUUCCAUUCAAUUACAGAUGUUGAGACACUAUAUCAAGACAGUGUUUUGUAAGGCACUUUGUGAUUAAAUUGGUGUUCUGGGGUGUGUA